CAUUAGCAACACCCGCCCCUCCCCCUUCUCUCUCUCAUAUACACACACACACACACACAUAUAUAUAUAGAGAGAGAGAGAGAGAGAAGGAAUGGGAGGGAAAAGAUUUGCUCUUCUUCUGUGUGCAAAGGACACAGAUUACGUGAAGAAGAAAUACGGAGGGUACUUGGGGGUUUUCGUCGGAAUGCUGGAGGAGGAAGGCGAGAUUUGGGACGUGUACCGUGUGGAAGCCGGCGAAUUUCCGGCCGACGACGUGGUUGAAGACUACGACGGGUUCGUGAUCAGCGGCAGCUGCAGCGAUGCCCAUGGGAAUGACGUUUGGAUCUGCAAGCUCCUGAAUCUGAUCAAGAAAUUGGAUUCCUUGAAGAAGAAAGUUCUCGGCAUUUGCUUCGGUCAUCAGAUAUUAGGCAGGGCAAUGGGAGGAAAGAUUGGCAGGGCCAUCUCAGGGUGGGAUAUCGGAGUGCGAACCGUUCAUUUGUCAUCCUCAUCAAAGCUUUUCACGUCUCUAAAAAUGCCUGCUCUAUUGCCUGUGAUCGAAUGCCAUCGAGAUGAGGUCUGGGAACUUCCUUCAAAAGCAGAGGUGAUCGCAUGGUCCGAUAAGACUGGGAUUGAGAUGUUUGGGUAUGGUGAUCACAUCAUGGGCAUCCAAGGUCAUCCAGAGUACACUAAGGACAUUCUUCUGCAUCUUAUCGAUCGUCUUGUCCAUCGCAAAAUGAUUGUGGACUCCUAUGCUGAUGAGGUGAAGGCUAGAGUGGAAGCAAUUGAACCAGACAGGGAGGCUUGGAAGAAAUUGUGCCUCAGCUUUCUCAAGAGUCGAUUAUGAUGAAAAUUCUUAAUUUCAAAUAAAAAAAAAAGUGACAAAAAAAGUAGUAAGGGUUGUAUGUGUUUAUGAAUUUGGGCAGUUUGUUUGAAGAGAUGUCUUAAGCUGUGAACAAUUUGCUAUAUCACAAUUGGGUCUUUCCUUCAAUAGAAAAAGCCACAUAAAAUUACAGCACACGUGUUUAGAAUUGAGGCUCUAUUUCUUUUGAUUGUUU
Messenger RNA from Ilex paraguariensis (yerba mate), 1034 nucleotides. The record is from the annotation of a GenBank genome assembly. NCBI's taxonomy places the organism in Eukaryota, Viridiplantae, Streptophyta, Magnoliopsida, Aquifoliales, Aquifoliaceae.